CAGCAGCUCUAUUGUUGCACCACCGUGCUGUACUGUAUCCGGGGGUUCCCCAGGUUAUGUAAGAGUUGCUCUCCUGUGAAUUGAACACAAACUGGAUUUCCUGGAAGUCAGAUCCAAUCAAUUUCCCCCAAUAUAGCAAUGUGAAAUCUUUAUCCCAUAGAGAUUAUGGAACUUUAGUGAUGUUAUCACCAAAAAUUCAGCAUAGAAACAGGCCGAUUGACCCACCUAGUCCAUGCUGAUCAUCGAUCACCCGUUCACACUAGUUCUAUGUUAUCCCACUUUCUCAUCCACUCCCGACACGUUUGGGGGCAAGUUAAAGGACAAUUAACCUGCAAACCCACACAUCUUUGACAUGUGUGAGGAAAUCGGAGCAACCGGACGAAACUCAUAUGGUCACAGGGCCAACGUGCAAACUCCACAUUGACAGUGCCAGAGUUUAGGGUCUCACCUGGUUUCCGGUGCUAUGCAACAACAACCCUACCUGCUGCACCACUUAUUUGCGAUGAGUAGAGGGGGGAGGACAGUUUAGGUGACAAGGCUUGUAACCAUUGAAUAAACUGUGAAAGGUGUUUGUCAGAAUGCAGCAUACAUUGACUGACCAGGGAGCUCAACUAUAUAUCAGGCAGAAAACUAACGACAAUUUAACAAUAGAUAAAGGUGUUUAUCAGUUCUGAAGUUAUCGGAGCAGAAUUCAGUCUUUCUGAACUACUGUGCCAUUCAAUCAUGACUGAUCUAUUUUCCCCUCACAACCCCUUUCACGUGCCUUCUCCCAAAAUCCCCUGACACCCGUAAUAAUCAAGAAUCUGCCAUUCUCCACCUUAAAAAUAUCUAUUCAGAUUAGAGAAAAUAUUGCCAACCAAACAUGUUAUGCAGCCCGGAAUGAAAAAUAAUCGCAACAAAGCAAAAAUUACACAACCAAAGCUCUCCUUCGACUUUGUCCCCAUCAAUUGAAAAUCGUUCAUCAUUUCGAUUGAAAUCUCAGCGACUUUGGAAAGGAAACUUCCAUCGCGAUUGUGUUUAGCAAAUGAACUUUCAUACUUGCGGUUAUUUUUAGAUACAGUUUGGGGCGGGUACAUUGGUGUUGUAUUUGUCCGGAAGUCUUUUCCUGUGUUACUCGCGGACAAGUGAGCAAGGUGUGAGGGGGCCGGCGUUUUGUUUUCUUGUGGGGACUGGAAGAGGUCGCACAGUACCAGGCUCCAGUGAAGGAAAUUGUUUCAUUGGUAAUUCAGCAGCGGGUGAAGGCACUGCAGCCGCGGGUUCACGUCUCAUCGCAGUCACAUAUUUCUGACAUUCACAUUACAUCGAAUUCACUGAUACCCAAGGAUCAGUGUGAUCAUCUUUCCUCAACAUGGGUGGUCUUGGAUGGAAAAGCAAAUCAAAGGUCACAUUUGUUCUCGGUAUCAUCUUCGCCCUGUCUUGUCCAAUUACCCAAGCAGCUAGAAUAUUGGUCGUGCCUGUUGAUGGAAGUCACUGGAUUAAUAUGAAAAUUCUAAUGGAAGAGCUGAACCUUCGUGGCCACAACAUGACUGUGCUUUGUUACUCCGCAAACUGGUACAUCAAAGAGAGACCCGAUCUGUAUCAAACCAUCAUAGUUCAAGCACAAGAUGAAUUUGUAGCACCUUCAAGGAAAAAGGCGAUGGAAGAAGUUGUGCUAAUGUCACUGGACAGGUUACAGAAUAGUCACACACUAUGGGGCAACAUAAUGUUCCAAAAUCUAAUGAUUACAAUUAUGUACAAUUUCCAUAGAAUUUAUCAAAAUUUCAACAUGGCGAUCUUUGAAAACAAAACCUUGUUGAAUCAAUUUGAAAAUGCAAACUUUGACCUAAUUCUCACAGAUCCUAUAUUUGGUACCGGGCCAAUGCUUGCGUAUUAUUUAAAAGUGCCGCUGGUGUACAACAUACGAUGGCAGAUCAAUGGGGAAGCCCAUUUUCUCACUGCCCCGUCACCACUUUCCUACGUCCCACUUCCUGGCUCACUUCUCACAGACAAAAUGGAUUUUCUCCAAAGAACAGAAAAUGUAAUUUCCAGCCUCUUUCAACACUUGAUUUCUGAAUUUUUGGUGUACCCACUUUACAAUGAAAUCUGCCAUCGGUAUCUGGGACCAGACACGGACAUCAAGUCGAUUCUCCUCAGAGCUGAUGUGUGGCUGAUGAGGGUGGAUUUUGUGUUUGAAUUCCCAAGACCCACCAUGCCAAACAUUGUGUACAUCGGAGGCUUCCAGUGUAAACCAGCACGGCCUCUGGCAGCAGAGUUUGAGGAGUUUGUCCAAAGCUCAGGUAAACAUGGACUUGUUGUAAUGUCAUUGGGGACCUUUGUCCACUCUUUACCAAUGGAGAUUACAAUGAAAAUAGUAGAAGCUUUAUCUCAAAUCCCCCAGAAGGUUAUCUGGAGAUAUGAUGGUGAGACCCCUCCCAAUAUAGGGAAUAAUACACUGUUGGCAAAAUGGAUCCCUCAGAACGACCUGCUGGGUCACCCCAACACACGAGCCUUUGUUUCACACGGAGGCACCAAUGGGAUUUAUGAAGCCAUCUACCAUGGGGUGCCAGUGGUCGGCAUGCCUCUGCUUUUUGACCAGUUUGACAAUUUACUCAAGCUCGAAUCCCGAGGAACAGCAAAAGUGAUCAACAUUGCAACGAUGCACUCCACAGAUCUGUUGCAGGCACUCAACGAGGUGAUAAACGACGCAUCUUAUGGGGACAACAUGAAGAGACUCUCCGCUCUUCAUCGGGACCAGCCAGAGUCGCCAAUGGAGAGAGCCGUUUUCUGGGUUGAGUACGUUGCCCGACACAAAGGAGCGGGGCAUUUGCGCUCAGAAUCCCACCGACUCCCCUGGUACGCUUACUAUUGUGUAGAUGUGAUGAUCUUUCUGUUGUCUGUUUUACUCCUGCUCACUGUGUUGGUGGUUGGAACACUGAAGAAACUUUGUCGUAUUGCACGGAAGAAAAAGCAAAAAAUUCAUUAAUGUUUCUCAUUUUGAAUUGGGAGAAUGUCUUUUAAUUUUGUAAUUUCAUUUUGGUAAUCAAUUUUUAAUCAUAGUUUCUCCAACACCCCACCUAACAUUUCUCUCGCAACCCAUUCCCAAUACAGCUAUUGUGAAUCUUAAUAAUGCCUAUUCAGAAAUUAUAACAGAUAUUUGCUGAAUGUAGUUGCCACCAGCAAACAUCUGUACAUGCAAAUAUCUGUUAUAAUUUCUGAAUAGGCAUUAUUAAGAUAUGUGACAAAAUUGACAUGUUUUUAAAAUAUUAUUCAAACAAAAUCUAAAAAACAUGUCACACGUGUCAAGACCCUGUUUUGAUAAUUGUUGUUCCCAAUUCCCACAAUCAUACUGUCUAUUGGUACACAUGUUCACCACAUUGUUUCUCAGUUUUAAUAUGUUUGUUUUCUCCAUCAUUGGAGUUGCCUUCCAUGUCUUGUCAUGUUGAAAAUUUGUCUCUUUCAUGAACUUUGUUCUGCACAUUUUCCCAACUAUGACUGAUGCGUGAUGGCAGCUGAACCAGUGGGAGAGUCGAGGACCAGAGGCCACAGCCUCAGAAGAAAAGGCCAUACCUUUAGAAUGGAGACAAGGACGAAUUUCUUUACUGAGAUGGUGUUGAAUCUGUGGAAUUUGUUGCCACAGAUGGCUGUGGAGGCCAAGUCAAUGGGUAUUUUUUAAGGUGGAGAUUGACAGAGUCUUGAUUAGUGUAGGUGUCAGGGGUUAUGGGGGGAAGGUAGGAGAAUGGGGUUGAGAAGGAAGCAAAUUUAUUGAAUGGCAUGAACUUGAAGGGCCAAAUGGCCUUAUUCUGUUCCUACUACUUAUUAACUUGCGAAGACUCACUUGGAAAUAUGCUGCUGAUCGUUCCUGAUUGUUGGAUCUAAUAACUAGAAUUUAUUUCUGAACAGCAUUGGCAGAAGCAAGUACAAGGGACUGCUCUCGGAUCAGUGUUAAGGGAGAUUGAGAAAUAAAUGAGGAGCUAAAUGUUAGCACUGCUUGCAGGAGAUUUAACCAUAUAACCAUAUAACAAUUACAGCACGGAAACAGGCCAUCUCGGCCCUUCAAGUCCGUGCCGAACAAAUGUUUUUUCCCCUUCGUCCCACCUGCCUGCACUCAUACCAUAACCCUCCAUUCCCUUCUCAUCCAUAUGCCUAUCCAAUUUAUUUUUAAAUGAUACCAAUGAACCUGCCUCCACCACUUCCACUGGAAGCUCAUUCCACACCGCUACCACUCUCUGAGUAAAGAAGUUCCCCCUCAUAUUACCCCUAAACUUCUGUCCCUUAAUUCUGAAGUCAUGUCCUCUUGUUUGAAUCUUCCCUAUUCUCAAAGGGAAAAGCUUGUCCACAUUUGACUGAAGAUGUUGCAGGAACAUAUGAGCCUGAAAUAUUACUGAGUAAAUGAGAUUCCAGUUGAUGUGAAGGCCAGGCAACACAUUGUUUGUAAGGAAGAUAGACACAUAAAAAAACAGGAGUAACUUAGGCAACAUAUAUUUCUUUACUCAGAGAGUGGUAGCGG
Leucoraja erinaceus (little skate) is the source of this 4486-nucleotide messenger RNA. RefSeq names its product UDP-glucuronosyltransferase 2C1-like. The record is from RefSeq and is a predicted model, not a curated record. Gene Ontology annotation, molecular function: UDP-glycosyltransferase activity. Bases 1349 to 2962 code for a protein of 537 amino acids. The transcript is spliced from 2 exons. NCBI's taxonomy places the organism in Eukaryota, Metazoa, Chordata, Chondrichthyes, Rajiformes, Rajidae.